AUGUCAGACACUGAACAAAAUUUAGAUGCUGGUGCGGUAGCGCCCUCACCAGACAAUGCAAUGUUAUUCAACAUGUUUUCCGAACUACAAAAAAGUAUGGUAGAAACCACACAAUUUUUAAGUGAACUACGCGCUGAACGCGCGUCAAAGACAGUCGAUUCAGAAGAAUCGCAAACGCCAGUCCCAGAGGAGGACACCACGCCAGCUUCAGAGGAAGCAAAUACCGAUACGCCAGCUUCAGAAGAAGUUCAUACGCCAGCUUCAGAGGAAGCUAGUCCAUCUGACCAAAGGGUCGUAAAUGAUGAUACAUUAAGCAUUCUUGGCGGCGAUGAUUUUGACGAUAAUGAGGACCUUUUAGAUGAAAUUGAUGAAUCGUUACGGCCGUCAGACUCUAUAGGCCCACCGAUACAUGAAAAAAUCGCAAAAAUUGUAAACGACAAAUUUUCAUCAGAUCUCGGACUAGAGAAACGUAAGGAGAUAUUUGAAAAAUAUAAAACACCUGAAAAUUGUCCAAAGCUUUUUGUACCAAAGGUUAAUGAACCUAUUUGGACGAGCCUCAAAGCUUUUCACCGACAGCGUGACUUACGCACAGCAGUCUUACAAGACUCUAUUGUUCGAGUAUCAAGCGCACUUUCUGUUACUGUUGACGAGCUACUAAAAUGUAGAGAAAACAAGACAUUGCCUGAUUAUCGUACUGUUGCCUCACGUCUUUUUGAUUCAAUUGCGCUUUUGGGCCAUGUUAAUACGGAAUUAUCCUAUAAAAGACGGGAUUCACUACGCCCAUUACUCAGUAACGAAUUAAAGCCUGCUUGUCACCGAUCGAACAAACCCGAGAAAUUUCUUUUUGGUGACGAUCUGAGCAAAUCAGUCAAUGAGGCUAAAUUGCAUGGGAAAUUCUUGCUGCGUGAUUCAUUCCCGCGCCAACGGUUUAUGCCUUAUCCAAACCAAAAAAGGCAACAUUUUUUACCAAAAAGGGGGAGGGGUCAAUUUCCUCCCCAGCAAACAUUCCGUCCGUUCCGAAGCCAACAACAGAAGAGUCAUUUCCGUCAAUAA
Paramuricea clavata is the source of this 1053-nucleotide messenger RNA. The record is from the annotation of a GenBank genome assembly. Lineage: Eukaryota; Metazoa; Cnidaria; Anthozoa; Malacalcyonacea; Plexauridae.